Chelonoidis abingdonii (Abingdon island giant tortoise) is the source of this 2552-nucleotide messenger RNA. RefSeq names its product G protein signaling modulator 1 (gene GPSM1). Gene Ontology annotation, biological process: establishment of mitotic spindle orientation. Gene Ontology annotation, cellular component: cell cortex. Gene Ontology annotation, molecular function: G-protein alpha-subunit binding; GDP-dissociation inhibitor activity. The record is from RefSeq and is a predicted model, not a curated record. Lineage: Eukaryota; Metazoa; Chordata; Testudines; Testudinidae.
GUGCCUGUGAACGUGAUCAGGCAGGGCUCGCGUUAAGGCAAGAUCCCUGGGUUCCCAGGCUAGCAGCCUGAGGGAUCCGGUCACUGCAACUGAGAACAGAUCUGGGGCACCAGGGGGUGGGUGACUGGAGAGAAUCAAGGAGCCAGGGAGGUGUAGUCUGCGCGGGGUAUGGGAUUGGGAGGAAGAGCGAGGAGUCUGAAAGUGGCAGAGGAUAUUGGGAGGAAGGUCUGGGGCCUGUUUAAAAUCUUAAUCCAACCCUCCCCAAAAUAUGUUCUCCCCUGGCGGGGGUGUGGGGGGGUCACUACAGCGGAGCCCAUCUCAGCCAGUCAUGCUUCCUCUGCAUCCUGCCCAGGCCAGAGCAAAAAGCAGUGCACAGCCAUGUUGUCUCCUCUAACUGUUGCUCUAAGGGCCACUUCCAGUUGGACUCCGUGCCUCGAGGUGUGCAGGCCAUUUCUAGUGCCAUUGCAUGCGACCUUCUGGUUCUUUGGAUACUGGCGAAAGAACCAUUGGGGACCGUAUCGGAGAAGCCAAGGCCAGUGGCAACCUUGGGAAUACAUUGAAAAUACUUGGGCAGUUUGAUGAAGCCAUCGUUUGUUGCCAGAGACACUUGGAGAUUUCUCAGGAGCAGGGAGACAAGGUAGGUGAAGCUAGAGCGCUGUAUAACAUUGGCAAUGUUUACCAUGCAAAGGGAAAGCAGUUGUCUUGGAGCAUGGCCCAAGACCCAGGUUCCCUGCCUCCGGAAGUCAAGGAGACGCUGCAGAGAGCUUCGGAAUACUAUGAGAGGAAUCUGUCUCUGGUGAAGGAGCUUGGGGACAGAGCCGCUCAGGGCCGAGCCUAUGGGAACCUUGGCAAUACCCAGUACUUGCUUGGGAACUUCAGCGAAGCCACGGCUUUCCACAAAGAGCGACUCGCCAUCGCCAAGGAGUUUGGAGACAAAGCGGCCGAGAGGAGAGCGUACAGCAACCUGGGCAAUGCGCACAUCUUCCUCGGCAGGUUUGACAUCUCAGCGGAAUACUACAAGAAAACACUUCAACUUUCCAGACAACUGAAAGACCAAGCAGUAGAAGCUCAGGCUUGCUACAGCCUCGGAAACACUUAUACGUUGCUCCAAGACUAUGAGCGAGCCAUCGACUACCAUCUAAAGCACCUGCUGAUAGCGCAGGAGCUGGGGGACAGAGUGGGAGAAGGAAGAGCCUGCUGGAGUCUAGGAAAUGCCUAUGUCUCUCUUGGGAACCAUGACCAAGCCCUGCGCUUUGCAAGGAAACAUCUUGAAAUCUCCCAAGAGAUCGGGGAUCGGAAUGGGGAGCUGACGGCUCGAAUGAGCGUGGCCCAGCUGAAGUCAGCCCUUGGCGAUGAGGAUGGGGAUGCAACCCAUCAUUCCGCUGGCUAUGAAGCUCAAGGAGCCAGGCCUAAGAGAAGCCAAAGGAACAGCAUGGACAGUUUAGACCUCUUGAAGUUCCCCUCCGAAAAGGAGCAGAAUGGGGAUAGCCACCACAUGGGAAAUCUGAAGAUCCCGGGAAAGGACUUCUUGUCUCUGCCUGGGAGAUCCAAGAAAUACCAGGAGAACCAGUCCAGUUCAAAGAGGAAAUCUCAGGAUUCCAAUACGUCACCGUUGGAUGCCAGUGAUGUCCGACUCCAGGUGUCUCAAUCGAAAAUCAGCCGGGCCCCUUCAGAUGAGGAAUGCUUCUUUGACCUGCUGAGCAAGUUCCAGAGCAGCCGAAUGGAUGACCAGCGCUGCCCGCUAGAAGAAUGCCAGACAGAGGCUGCAGAGGCUGCUGCCACCUCCGUGCCUGCCCUGGAAGAAAGAAUAUCUCAGUCCUCGUUAAUAGCAUCUCCGCAGACAGAGGAGUUCUUUGAUCUCAUUGCCAGCUCCCAGAGCAGGCGGCUGGAUGACCAGCGUGCCAGUGUGGGCAGCCUGCCCGGCCUCCGCAUCACUCACAACAACUUGGGGCACCUGCGCAUGGAGGGGGACGCCCAGGAGCCAGGGGACGAGUUCUUCAACAUGCUCAUGAAGUGCCAGUCAUCCCGGAUAGACGACCAGCGUUGCGCUCCGCCAGACACCAUCCCCCGUGGCCCCACCAUGCCCGAUGAAGACUUCUUCAGCCUCAUCCAGCGCGUCCAGGCCAAGCGUAUGGACGAGCAGAGGGUGGAUCUGGCUUCGGCCCAGGAGGAGCAGCAGCAGAGGAGACCCAGCUCCAGCUAAGAAUUGGGGGUUUGCUUUGAGGAAAGUGUCGUCUGUUUAAAAACUGAGCCCAGCUGCUCCGUGGCAGACGUUCCGGGGGAGGAGCAGCCCUGUCCAGCGAAGGGGGGGUGGGUGAAGAGAGGGAGGGGGCGUUUCCUGCCAUUUUGGGGGUUUUGUCUUUCCUUGGAGUAGGGGCUGGGCAGGUUCGCAGGCUGGGGACAGUUUUUCUAUAUGGCUUUUUAUAGGCAACCAAUGACUGUUCUACAGCUGAGCAAAGCUCGGAGGAACUGCUCACGCACAGCUGGGGGCUGGGCACAGAGUGCCAGGGACAUAGACUGAGACCACUGGUGAACUGGCUGCUGCAGCCCCC